Haliotis rubra (blacklip abalone) is the source of this 1712-nucleotide messenger RNA. RefSeq lists its product as uncharacterized. The record is from RefSeq and is a predicted model, not a curated record. Bases 60 to 1580 code for a protein of 506 amino acids. The transcript is spliced from 13 exons. Lineage: Eukaryota; Metazoa; Mollusca; Gastropoda; Lepetellida; Haliotidae.
GAAUCUCGGCCAUAUGUGUGUUGAUUCACGAUACUGAUUCAUCCUGAACACAUACAGCCAUGACCAUACUCUGCUGGCUCGUGCUCUGUGUCAGCGUUAAAGGAGGGUUCAGCGUGUGUUCGUCAUGUAGCAACAUUGCAAAGGUUCCAAGUGGGUACCACGCUGUCAGUUACCAUACAUCGGAUGCCCACAUAGAGAACCCGGGUCGUGGCUUCUACCAACAUCUGGAGACCACAUCAAGUCACUUCUCACCUCUCACAGUGCACUACUUGGACACAGUCCGGCAAGAUGAUUGGGUAAACCUCGGACUGAGGAUCUAUGUUCUCGACUCGUUUGUACAUUCCGCCAUCAGCAGCACCUUCCUCAGACAUAUACGGGAUGACCUUGAAGUUGUGAAGGAUGCCGGUUGGACCGUGGCUCUGAGGUUCAGCUACACCAGCCACAGUCGCAAUACCGCCCCUUACGGUGACGCAACUAAACAGUGGAUGCUGGAGCACAUCAGGCAGCUGGGACCGAUAUGGAAAACAUAUGAGGGCGUCAUAUCAGUCAUACAAGCGGGCUUCAUCGGCAUUUGGGGCGAGUGGUACUACACGACCUAUUUUGGAAAUCCCAACCACUUGACCAAUGGGCUGUCAGCACGAAAUUGGCAGGAUCGUAGAGAUGUUCUCACCGCCAUUAUCGACAACUCGCCAACUUCAAUCCCCGUCCAAGUUCGAACUCCGCACUACAAGAUGAAGCUUUGGAACAGCAACACGCCUUCCAGUCUGGCUGACGUGGAGAGACACACACACGCUGGAAGAACAGGUCACCAUAACGACUGUUUCCUGGCCAGCGACGAUGAUGUUGGUACAUACGAUGACGUGGCGGCAGAAAAGUCGUAUCUAGCUCGUGACACGGAAUAUGUUCCCAUCGGAGGCGAGACAUGCGGAAGAGCUCCACUGAAACAUGGUAGUCACCGGAGUGAUUGUCCAACUGCUUUGAAGGAACUGAAGGAAUUCCACUGGUCCUUUAUCAACAAGGGUUAUUCCCCUGAAGUGUUGGGCGACUGGAAAUCUCAGGGCUGUUUUGUUAAAAUACACAGGGACCUGGGGUACAGGUUAUCUCUAAAACAGGCGGUGCUUCCUACAAAGACAGCCCAUGGAGGAAUCCUGUGUUUCCACCUGGUUCUCGGUAACACAGGUUACGCAGCUCCCUACAAACCCUGGACCGUCAGGCUCGUUCUCAAAGCGAAAUCUGGCGGAAGAUUUUACUCCGCUUCACUGCCCAAUGUUGACGUGAGACGAUGGACUGCUGGACAGGACCAUCCUGUUGAUGGGAGCAUCGGGGUACCACCAUCCCUGCCAGUAGGGUCGUAUGAGGUGUUCCUGGCCAUAUAUGACGAGAAGAUGGAGAGCCAUGCUGACUACUAUGUCAUGCUGGCUAAUACAAAUGUACCUGACUUUGCUGCUGGUAUCAACGACCUCAAGGCUACUGUUCAGGUAACCGGUUCCGGUACUCACACUCCGACAGGCUGCCCCACCCUGUCGUCUUGGACGCCUCCCUCAAGGAGCAAGUACAGCAGGGUGUUGGGGAAAGGUUGAUGUACUUUCAGACUGAAUAACAUUUCUACUGAUCGCAACUGUUCUCUGGUUCAUUCAAAACCAUUUUUGUGUUUUAAUUUUGACAUUGUUAAGCUCAAUGAAACAUUACAUUAUUGACUAUGUGAACUCACA